This is a messenger RNA of Malaya genurostris, 1915 nucleotides long. RefSeq names its product tetratricopeptide repeat protein 21B-like. Gene Ontology annotation, biological process: intraciliary retrograde transport; protein localization to cilium. Bases 1 to 1755 code for a protein of 584 amino acids. Gene Ontology annotation, cellular component: intraciliary transport particle A. Gene Ontology annotation, molecular function: protein binding. The record is from RefSeq and is a predicted model, not a curated record. Lineage: Eukaryota; Metazoa; Arthropoda; Insecta; Diptera; Culicidae. The transcript is spliced from 2 exons.
AUGAAAUGUCAUCUUUCUAGUUGGAAUUAUUAUGAUACGAUGGAAACAGCGACAAUGGUUCUUACUUUUGAACCAAGUAACUUAGAAGCACGUCAAGUGAAAAUAUUGAUGUUAAUAGUUAAGGAUGGAAACUAUGCAGGUAGUGUUACUGCUUUGCAGUACUUAUUUAAGACAAUAGAAAAAGUAGAGCCGGCUAAUGGUUUAAUUUUUAUGCGCAUGAGUCAACUGUUUUCGAGAAUUUGUGGAAGAAAGCAAUCAAUUUUAUCUGAAACUUACCAUUUUGUAGAAAAAGCACACAAAAUUGCCCCAACCAACCCUGAUUAUAUAACGGAGCUAGGAUAUCAAUGCAUUUUGAUGCAGAAAUACAAAGAAGCCACAAAAUGGUUUAAAACUGCAUCUAAAAUAGACAAUACCUCUUUAUAUGCUUUAUGCGGAUUGACUUUAUGUCAAGUAAUGGAUACUGGAGUGUCAGAACAAGUCUUACAACAAAUCGAAUUUCUCUCUGAAAUUCAAGGAGAAAACAAAAUGCCUCUACUUUUAUCAAUAUCAUCUAAAAUUCACCAAGACGAUCCAGAAAAAGCGAUGCAGUUCCUGAUAGAAGCAAGUGAAUAUCAUUUUAGAAAUUUGAGUACACUACCAUACGGACUAGAUUAUCUUAGAGAACUGAACCCCGAUUUUUUACUUGAACUAGUGAAAGAAUGGUUGAAAUACUCUCCAGUAGAUCGAGAUGCUGAAAUGAUAUCUACUGAUACAUUGCACCCUGCUCUUCGUCAUAGUGCAAAUAUAUUAGAUGCCGCUAUAAAAGCUUGUCCUGGAUUUGUGGAAGGUUUAUACUCACUUGCGAAGGUUCAAUUUCUUACGGGAGACUUGCUAGCAGCCAUGAAAACGCUUCAUAGAAUCGUGGAUUCAGCAUAUACUGAUGCCCAUUUACUUAUUGCUCAAAUAUAUAUAGAGCAGAAACACUACACCAAGGCAGCACAAUGUUUGGAAAUUUGCCUAAGUAUAGAUUUCAAAGUUCGUGACCAUGCGAUAUUUCAUUCACUACAGGGUAUUAUUUUGAAGAAUCAACAACUAUAUGAAGACAGCUUGAAAAGCUUCCUUACAGCAAUGAGUAUAUGCGGUAUAAAUCACAAUGGCAACAAUCCAAUGAAUACAUUCAAUAGUGAAUCGAAUAGAAAUUCUCUCAACAUUACGGAUCUACUGACACUGUAUUUAGAAGUAAUUAACAUGCAUGUUUUAUUAAAUCAACAAUCCGAGGCUUUGAAACUCAUACAAAUAGUAUCCGCCGAGUUUUCUUCAACAUUCGUAAAAGGCAGCGUAGCAGUAGCGUUAGCUCAUUUCUAUAUGCAGCUAGGUAAUUUCAAAAAAGCUGUUGAUUUACUUGAAAUUGUUUCUCCAAAUGAGCCGUAUUAUAUUAGAGCAAAAACUAAAACGGCUCGCUUUUAUUUGGAACACAAGAAAGAUCGUUUAGCGUACGCGCAAUGUUUCAAGGAGCAAGUGUCCUCUAAUCCCGUUCCGUCGAGUUACUUGAUGUUAGGGGACGCAUAUAUGUACAUACAGGAGCCUGAUGAUGCAAUUGAAGCCUACAAGCAAGCUCAUAAGUUUAAUUCAAGAGAUAUUUUAUUGAUUAGCAAACUGGGCAGAGCUUAUGUUAAGACACACCAAUACAAAAAAGCGAUUUCUUACUAUCAGGAAGUAAUCGAAACUCCUGGAAAUUCUUCAUUAAAACUUUGCUUGCUGAACAAAUUCUGGUAGAUGAAAUUGAGUUAUCUAAAAGUGAAGCUGAUGAUAUAACAAGAUUACAAAAUAGAACAAAGCAAUUAUUGCUCCUGGCUAGGAUUCGUGAGAAAGCGGGGUAUUUGUCAUCUUCUCUGAACACUCUUAAAGAGGCCAGAGAUAAUCAAUACAAGAUAUU